Messenger RNA from Dermacentor silvarum, 1615 nucleotides. RefSeq names its product inosine-uridine preferring nucleoside hydrolase-like. Bases 1 to 1614 code for a protein of 537 amino acids. Gene Ontology annotation, molecular function: hydrolase activity, hydrolyzing N-glycosyl compounds. The record is from RefSeq and is a predicted model, not a curated record. Lineage: Eukaryota; Metazoa; Arthropoda; Arachnida; Ixodida; Ixodidae. The transcript has 8 exons.
AUGGAUGUACCCUUGGAAGCUCGUGCCACUCUUGAAGAAGAAAACGAACGUGUUUGUUUGAGCGUCUGCCACGGACUGAUAGCCGUCCCUUUUCUGACAUCUCCAGUGCGCGACGUUAAGCUACAGCUCGGCGGAAACGGCCUCGACAUGAUGUCUAGCAGUGACCCGGAGUUCAAGAAGCUCCAGCGCGAGAUGAUGGCCCGGUACCCGCACCACGUCCGCGGUGACGUGACAAGCUCGCAGUCCUCGGAAAUGCUGUACGGGGUGGACCCGACCACCUAUGACGAACAGUCGUUCGGAGAAUCGCAGGACGAAAUGAGGCGAGCUCCCGUGGUCGUGUCCUCCUCGCAGAUGUUAGCGGAGUCACCCCGGGCAUCGCGGUCGCAACAUCACGAAGUGCCACGGGAACCGAGGCCUUCGCACCAGAGAAACGCGGACCGGUUGAACUACAAGGCCCGCGUACGUCGGAAACGGGAGAAAGAGAGCCGCCACUCCAGGGAGAUCGCCAGGGACUGCCUCCUCAUCGUCCUUCUCAUCACCCUGAUCGUCCUGCUGAUCUUGUUUCUAGCGAGCCACGACUUCUUCGGAGGUGGCGAAAAGACUGUAGACACAGUGCCGAAGACGCCGAAGCCAAUCCCGAAAGGCGGUCCACUGAGACUCAUCGUGGACGUGGAUACGGGUGUGGACGACGCCAUGGCACUCACCUUCGCCCUGACCUCGGAGCGCGCUACGGUGGACGCGAUCACUGUGGUGGCGGGAAACGCUUACCUCGACGUAGCGUACAACAACACCCUGCGCGUGCUCAAGGUCCUCGACAUGCCUGAGGUUCCGGUGUACAAAGGCGCCGACCGGCCCAUCUCAGGGCUGUGGAAAACGGAGAAGGAAUACUUCGGGCCAGACAACUUCGGCGGCGUCAGCGCCAAGUACCCGAUGGCCGUGCUGCAGUCGGAAUCCAAGAAGCUCGCGCACGUUGCCAUGCGGGACAUGAUCAGGCAGCGGCCCAAGGAGCUCACGCUCGUGGCGCUGGGACCACUCACGAACUUGGCCAUCGCGAUGCUCAUGGAUCCCGGCCUGACCGACGACAUCGCGCAGAUCUUCGUACUGGGAGGCAACAUUUAUGGAAAGGGCAACGUCAAGCCAGCCGCUGAGUUCAACUUCAUCACCGACCCGGAGGCGGCCCGCGUUGUUCUGCAGAGAGCCACUUGUCCCGUGACCAUCGUGGUCUGGGAAGCCAUGCUUCAAGCCGCAGUGCCUUUGCACGUCUACAAGGAUGUAGUAGCGGAGGACACGAAGCUGGCGAGGUUCCUGCGCGAUGUGAGCAACCACACCGUCGAAUGCUGCCUAGAGCACACAUCCAGAUCGUUCCUGCUCGGAGACUUCCUGGCGGUGCUGGCCGCUCUGGUUCCCGACAGCGUGAACGGGUCGAUGGAAAGCCGCUCCGACGUCGAGCUGCACGGCGACUACACCCGAGGCCAGAUGGUGCACGCCUGGCUUCAAAAUCACUUGCCUCACAUAACGCACAGCGUGACCGUCGUCCACAGCUUCGACACUGACGCCGUAACAGAUCACUUCCGCAAAGUGUUUUUGGCCGAGGACAACGGCGACGACGAGUGAC